AUGGAGAAACAACAACGAACAAUUUCAAUAACUUCAACUAAAUCAUCUCCAGAAGUAGCAGUUGCUAAUCUCGAUCCUUUAUUACAGUCAAUCAAUGAUGUAAAUGAUGAUAUAACAUAUUUUGAUCGAAAAUCAUCGAUUUUUUAUCAUCCUGCUAAUAUUAUCGAUGAAAAUGAUGAAGAAAAUAUUGAUUCCAAUCAAAAAGUUCAUAUUUAUACAAAAUGUUUUUGUUAUAUAAAAAGAUUUUCUGGAAUUUUAUAUUCUUUAAUAGCUGCUUUAUUAUUUACAUGUUCAAAUUUUAUUAUAACACAACUUGAUGUUGUUUUAUUAGAUGUAUUUCUUAUUCGAUUUAUUAUUCAAGGAUUAAUUUCAUAUGUAUAUAUUACUUAUAAAGAUUAUCAUGUAUUUCCAUCGAAUAUUAAUAAUUUACUAAUGUUUAGUCGAUCAUUCAUGGCUGCUAUGGGUAGUGUUUGUUUUUAUCUUGGUCUUGAAUUACUUCCAUUACCUGAGCUAUCAACAUUACGAUAUACACAAGUUAUCUGGACAGCUCUUCUUGUUUUAAUUAUAUUUCGAGAACGAAUUACAUUACCAAUAAUUAUAGCAAGUAUAUUAACACUUAUUGGUGUCAUUUGUGUAGCUCAGCCAACAAUUCUCUUUACAAAAUCAAAACCGAUUAAUGAAACAUUACAAAUGUCAUUAAAAAAUGAUGAUCAACGUUUAAAAGGUGUAUUUGUUGCUAUAUUUUGUGCAUUUUCAAUAUCAAUGGGUAUUGUAUUAAAUAAAAAAUUACUUGAACAAAAAGUUCGUCAAAGUGUAAUCAUGUUUCAUUUUAUUUUGACAACAACUUUUAUGUUAUUAAUAACUCAAACAUAUUACUGGGUAUUUUCAAAAACAAAUCAUCGAAAAUUCAAUAUAAAAGAAAUUUAUCUAACUGAAAAUUUUAUUUAUGCAACAAUUCUUGCAACAUUACAAUUAAUACCAAUGGUAUUAACACAAAAAUCUAUUAAACGUGAACAUCCAUCAAUUGUAACAGUUGUACAAGCAUCCGAAAUACUUUUUUCUCUUAUAUUACAAAAUAUAUUUCUAGCAAAGAAAUCAAAUGGACUUGCAAUAAUUGGUUCAAUACUUGUUCUUACAAGUAUUUUUAUUCUUGGUGGUCAUAAACUUUGGUUAGAUCGACAAAAUCGCACACAUCAAUCAAUAAAAAUACAAAGGAAAUAA
This is a messenger RNA of Adineta steineri, 1221 nucleotides long. The record is from the annotation of a GenBank genome assembly. Lineage: Eukaryota; Metazoa; Rotifera; Eurotatoria; Adinetida; Adinetidae.